AUGGCUUUGCGACCUUACGAAGGCGGAAGAUUUGAGGUUUCUCUUUUUUUGCAAUGGAUAGGAGCUUUUUGAUCGGUUUUGGAAUACUGGGAACCAGAAAAAAAAAUCAACUUGAAUUGAUGACCGUAUUUGGAUCUUCCACCUCUCCAAAAGCAAAAUUUUUUUCUUAAGCAUCAAUAAAAUAAAAAGGUAUUUUUCACGUUUUCUUGACUAUUUCAACCACAAUUCCUAGUUUCUCAAAACUCCAGUUCUUUCUUGGACUUAACUUUUUUGAGUUUAGAAGCGACAAAUGUGCACAGUGAAAAGUUUAUUUGACAACCACUUAUCUCGGAAAAAAAAUGAGUGACACAAAUGAAGAAAACUGAACCGAAAUUUCAAAAAUAUAAGGGCAAAUGGGAACAAAAAUUGUAGUAAGUGGGAGGAAAAUUCGUUUUAUUUCACAGAAAGGAAAGGGCUUGAGAUUGUAUCCGGUUUUAAUGAGAAGGGCCAUUUGCAGAAAAUCGGAUCAGAGGAAGCCCACACGAUUGAAACGUUCGAACGAAAAGUGCAUGGCACGCCUCACAGAGAGGUUAGUGUCUACCCGAAUACUCAUUCCCGUCGGAAUUCUUUUUUUUUUUAUUAAAAGUGGUGACAAGAAAGAAAAAAAGUGAAUUUCAGCCAGAACGACAGUUUUCUUCAAAGCAGUACACAGAACGACGCACAUAUGGCAGAGAUGAAAAUGGAGAAAUUGUCGUCAAAAUUGAACGGGAUGUGAGUGAAGCUUAUUUCUUCUAUUGAAAAAAGUGAAGAAACCCAAAAUAACUUUUUUCUCCGAUCGAACAGGAAAUGUUUCACUUUAAAAAUGCCUUUAUUUGAUUCAAAACAAUGAAAAGAAUAUACAUUUUUCCACAUUCAGUUGGAACUAAGCUGAGACCCUCAAAACUUGUUUUCUUGCGCCGCAGUCAAAUCCUGGCGCCUGAAAACUUGUACAACACCGUAGUUUUAGCGUGAUUGUUCUUUUGGCAUCUUGAGAUUUUACCAGAUUAUGAAACAAAAAGCGUGAGAAAUGCGUGUUGAGAGUGUUCUAAAGUAAGUUGCAGCUGAAUCGGUUUUAUCAAAUCCGGAAAACUUCUUAUUCGCACAUAUUUUGUGCACUGUUACGUGUUGCUAAAACAUGCGAAAUUCGAAAGGUUUUGUUGGAUAUUUGGCCGGUUUCCAUGUGGAUUGAUUCAGAGCAAGUUGUUCAAAGUCCUCGAUACUUUAACAGUUCAGAGUUCCGAAAACCAGAGCCUCGUUUUUUUAUGUUUACAGUUGACUUACGACUUCGGCAAACAUUGUUUUCUAGUGUUUCUUGAGGAAAAGCAUGAAUUUGCUAGAGCGAGGGUAGCUCUGUCGGAAUUCAAAUCGAAGAAUUUGCUUUGAUUAUGUUUUAUUUGGUGGUGGGAAUCGGUUUGAAACAACAGUUAAAACGUUCGGACGUUUUUCUUUUUCUCAGAAAGCUGAAAAGUGUUGAUCGCUUACACAAAUACGCUUAUAGAGAGCAUACGUCUGUCAAAAAGCUCUCUUCAAUAUUUUUUUCAAGAAAUAUUGACGAAACCCCCACAUCGAGCAUUGAGACGUAUUCGGCUGAUAUUUUUUUGCGAAUUUCGUCAAUAAGAUUAUUUUGUUGGCACGCAUGUGAAUAAAAAAAUGAUAGAAAAAAAUGAAGAAAAGAACUGUUUAUGUUUUUUUUUUCAGAAAAAAAACCACUUUUUCCAAAGUUCCCAAAUAAUCAUUGAAUGAAUUUGAUUCAGAUCGUAAACUAUUUGAGUAAAAAAAAGUAGUAGGACAGUCGUUCACACUCAAAGAAAGGGAUAAAAAUCAAAAAACUGAAGUCGCAAUCAAAUAGGGCACUCUCAGAAAUUAUUUAUGUGUUUCUUUCUUCUUUUAACUAUCCUCAUCAAAAUGUUUGACUUUGGAAGCUGUCAUAUCGUGUAGGAAUAUGCAUAUAAAAAAACUUUGAAGUUGAUCUUUUUCUCUUAUCAAAAAAAUAACUCGUUUUAAUUAUUUUUUUAAACUCCAAUAUCGUAUCAAUCAUUCUAGAUCUUCUCCGAGGACUAGAGGGAUUUUCAACUUUUCUCAAUGCUACAGCUUAGAGUUCACCAAACCGAUCGUUCGACCAAACGUUCAACCAAUAUUUUCAUGACAUGUUACCAAAAAUAUGAUUGAUUAACAUUUCUUGCUACCGAACGAUUAACAUGUCUCAUGAUUAUGAUCUCUCGUUUUUUUCGAAAUGUCAACAUUUCAUUUUAAAUGAGAGAUCAUUUUUGAAUCGAUCGUUCAGUUUUCGAUUGAUCGAAAUUUUUGUAUUGAAUAUAUUGGUCGGAAAAAAAUGAUUGAUCGAAAUGUUGUAUUGAAUAUAUUGGUCGAAAAAAAUGAUUGAUCGAAAUGUUGUUUUUGAAAAUAUUGGUCGAAAAAAAUGAUAGAUCAAAAAUUUUUGUAUUGAAAAAUUUUGUCAAAAAAAUGAUUGAUCGAAAUUUUUUUAUUGGAAAUUUGGUCGAAAAAAAUGAUUGAUCGGAAUGCAUUUUUGGUUAAAAAAAGUAUGUUUAAAACUACUGUUUAAAAACCGCUUCUCUCAAAUGUUCAUCAUAAUUUCUUUUUUUGAUUUUUUUCGUAACGAAAUAUCAUCAUCGUUUUUUUCUGUUUCUCUGUGUUCACUGGUACUAAAAGCAAAAAUUUUUACAAUGCCAUAUAGACUAUAACAAAUAAAAUCAAGAAAAAUGCAAAACUUUAAUUUGUCGGAAAAAAAAAUGAAAUAUUUUCACCUGUUUACUAGUACUCCGAAAACCUGCCCCGUGUGAGCGAUCUGUUUUGAAAAUCGAUCGCUCGGAAUUUCGAUCGAUCGAAAUUUUAUGCUCAAAAUAUUGGUCAAAAAAUGAUUGAUCGAAAUGUUGUUUUGAAAAUAUUGGUCGAAAAAAUGAUUGAUCGAAAUGUUGUAUUGAAAACAUUGGUCGAAAAAUGAAAGAUCGAAAUGUUGUAUUGAAUAAAUUGGUCAAAAAUAUCGAUAUAUCAAAACGUUAAAAUCCAAUGACUGAUCAAUAAUGUAAGAGAUCAAAAACUGAUCUAAUAAACGAUCUCUCAAAAAAUGACAUGUUAAAAUUUGGUUGAACAGUGACAUGUCAAUAGUUUGAUCAAUUGAAAUGGUUGAAUGAUCGGUUUGGUGAACUCUACUACAGCUGACUAAAGAAAUUUUCGAUGAACUUUUUUUUUGAAAGCAUUAAAAAAAUUGAGUCAGUCUGAAUGGAAGGUAUCGAAUUCUAUUGGUUUCAGCCAUCGGAUCCAGUGAGGCCGGCGACGCCGGUUCGGCCGGUAAGUCCAGUCGGCGACCACAUGAGCCGUGCUCUUCUCCAACCUAUUCAACCUCUUCACAUUCCCCGAGUCGACGUUUCCAAUUCUCGUCACGCCUCGCCAAGAAACCGUCACUACGGUACUAAAUUUGAUGAAUUUUUUUUGAUUUGAUCAAAUUACGUCAAGAAGUUUCUUAUUCACACAUUCAUUCCGUCAUUUGUUAAUAAGUGCCUAACUCAAUGUUUUUUUUUUGUUUUCAGUUAGAUCCAUUUGUUUUUCCCAAAAUGAUUUAUUGCAACCUUUUGAAAUAAAAAAACUUGCCAUAGUGUAUCCCUCAAAUUUAUCUAGUAAAAAAAUUUUAACACCAUUCAUAAUUUUUUUCUUGUUAAAUAAAAAAAUCUCUUUUAGUGCACUAAAGCGGGCCGUAUAUAUCUUAGGUUGUGAGAUAAGAAGAAGACCGUUUCAAAGUUCGAUUUCAGAUGAGGUUUCGCCCCGAUCAGCGUCAAUCCACAUGCUGUCGCCAAGAUCCGCGGCCUCAGGCUCACCGAGGUCAGGUCCGCUCUCCCCAAAGAGCACCUCCAGCACAGCAAGCGCUUCUUUGCCCUUAAAAAAGGUUCGAUUUAUUUACAUAUUUUUGUUCCCUUCUUUCAGUAAUUAGGAUAAGUUCAAAUUGCCAAAUUUUAGGUGACUAAAAAGUCGCGAUGGGUUUCUAUACAUGACGGGCGACCAGUUUCGCCAUAUAAGGAAACUGUAACUUAUGAAGUUGCUUAUCCGGAUCGACAUUCAAGGUUUUUUCUUCGCUUUUUUUUUCUUUCUAAGCAUUUUUUCAUUACGAAGACUGAAACAUAUAACAUAUAAAACUAUUAGAGUUUAUUUUCCGAGCGUAUUGUUAUUCGCCUUUAUUAGGCAUUUGUUUUCUCAAAAAGUGGAUAAGCUGUACGUUACUUCACUUUGCUUGACAAACCUCCACAGUCAGAAAAAAGAAAUAAAAACAGCCCUUUCCCAACUAGCAAUAUGACGUUCGCUGGUUUGCUGUUCUGUUUUGAUAAUGACUAACCAUUGCACUUAAAAUUUUGACUCAGACAAAAAAACUUGUGCAAAAAGGACUUUAAACGUUCUUUUGAUAGAGGCUAAACUACGUUAGUGAGAUAUAAAUGUAACUUUUUUGACUGAGAGGAUAGAGAACUUUCACAGAAUUAGUUGAGCUACGACUCUAGAUUCAGUAUCACAAAUAGUUAUUCACAUGAGGAACUUUUAUUUGUUCCGUAAAAAGUUGCUGAGUAGUUUGAAACGCCGAGUUGACUUAGUGAAAUUUUUUUGGGUAUUUAGAUUAUUACCUCCGAAAUGUAGUAUUCAGGUCUUGAAUGACCUCACAAGGAAGGUCGUUGAGGUGGGAACUUUAAAGUUUUUAUUAACCGCUUUAAGAGUAUUCUAGAAGUUCAUUAAAUAACCCUUGAAAGUCGUUGCCUGCAAAAAACUAAAAUUUUGCCCAAGUGUUCACUAUGAGACGGCUCAAUGAAGACCUUCGUAAAGAUUUUAGGCAAAUUAAACAAACUUACGAAUUUCACUUAAAACUGACCUUCCUUCUCAAUGUGCAUUUCGAAACAUUGCGUCAAGGUUUACCAAAAUCAAAAAACUUUCUCUUUUUUUUUUUGAAAAAUCACAAAGGUGCCGAAUUCUAAAAAGAAAGGGCUUCAUAAACCCCGGAGGACUCGCUAAUACGCACCUGGUCUUCUUCUCUUUGCUCGCGUUGUGAAGUAAGACACGUAUAAUUAAUUCGGGAUUUCAGCUCGUCGGUCCGCUCUGCAUCGAUUUCUCCUCGAACAUCCCGCCACCCCAGCGAGUGCGCAUACAUUAUGGAAAAUCCGCUGUACCAAGACUAA
Molecule: messenger RNA, 5189 nt
Organism: Caenorhabditis auriculariae
Lineage: Eukaryota; Metazoa; Nematoda; Chromadorea; Rhabditida; Rhabditidae
Source: the annotation of a GenBank genome assembly